AUGACCAGUCUUAGUUCAGCCACUUACAACUCAAUUGAUUCCAAGCUCGAUCCAGCCUCAUCCAAACAAUCACCUCCGGCGUUGUUCUACCCGCUUGAUAUCAAUAAUUUGCAUUUACGCAAUAGAUUAGCCGUAUCGUCAAUGUGCAGCUAUGCCGCUGGACCAGGAAAUCAGAUUGCCAAUUUACAUUUGUCUCGGUACAAGUCGUUUUCUGCGCAACAUCCGGGAUUGAUUAUGAUUGAGGGUAUGUGUGUUGACCCAAAGGGGAAAUUGGAUGAUAAAGAAUUGGGCAUUUGGAAUGACAAGCAGGCAGAGAAAUUGAAAGAUGUUGUUGAUGAGAUUCACAAGGAUGGAUGUGUUUGUUGCGUGCAGUUGUCUCAUGGUGGAAGGAAAGCAAUUGGUGACGGUGGCGGCCUUAACGACAAUGGCAAUGCUUCUGUUGCUAUUAACGAUGUUGUUGAUGAUGGUGUUGAGAUUAUUGCUCCUUCGGCAAUUGCAUAUGACAACCGACUGAAGGUCCCCAAGGAAAUGAGUCUUGCAGAUAUAAAGCACGUUAUUGCGAGCUUUGCACAGGCUGCAAAACGAGCAGUCAAGAUUAGUGAAGUUGAUGCCGUUGAGAUUUCAUGCUGUAAUGGGAAUUUGCUACACCAGUUCAUGAGCAAGGCAACAAACUUGCGUCAGGAUGAAUAUGGAUGUCAAUCAGUUCAAACCAGGUGUAAGCUUUUAUUGGACAUCCUUGAUCAAGUUCGCCAUCAAAUCGGUGCGCAGACGCCCAUUUUUGUCAAGUUGUCAGCCUGCGAUAACUUGUUUAAAGAUGAAUCGCUUGAUGAUUUUUUGGCCAUUGCCGAUUUGAUUGUUGCCACUGGUCAAGUAUCUUUGAUUCAUGUGACUUCCGGCAAAAUCACUCCAAAUUCGAAGCCGCGUUAUGCUUUAAAUCUGGAUCCAAAUGUCCCAGGCCAUAUUCCAUUGGCAUCUGUUUUGAAAAAGCACAUUGAUGAUGAGUGUCUUGUUGGGUGUAGCGGUGCCUUGGAUAUGGAUGUGUUAAGGUUGAACAAGUAUGUUGAAGAUGGAUUGAUUGAUGUUGCAUUCAUUGGUCAAGGAUUUUUGGAAAUGCCGGAUCUUGUCAAUCAAUUUGCUGCUAAAUUGCACUACAAGCUUACAUAA
Messenger RNA from Lodderomyces theae, 1164 nucleotides. RefSeq lists its product as uncharacterized. NCBI's taxonomy places the organism in Eukaryota, Fungi, Ascomycota, Pichiomycetes, Serinales, Debaryomycetaceae. Gene Ontology annotation, cellular component: intracellular anatomical structure. The record is from RefSeq and is a predicted model, not a curated record. The transcript has a single exon. The coding region runs from base 1 to 1164 and encodes 387 amino acids. Gene Ontology annotation, molecular function: NADP binding; FMN binding; NADPH dehydrogenase activity.